Molecule: messenger RNA, 3551 nt
Organism: Sebastes umbrosus (honeycomb rockfish)
Lineage: Eukaryota; Metazoa; Chordata; Actinopteri; Perciformes; Sebastidae
Gene: prmt9
Product: protein arginine methyltransferase 9
Exons: 13
Coding region: 354-2909 (851 amino acids)
Biological process (GO): peptidyl-arginine methylation
Molecular function (GO): protein-arginine omega-N monomethyltransferase activity; protein binding
Source: RefSeq, a predicted model, not a curated record
GUCUCGGUACAUGUUUGUGACGGACUUGUUUAGCGCGCGGACCCGUUCCUUGUUUUAACGGUAGCAGAAAUGUGAUUUUUAAUCAACAUCUAGCUGUUGUAAAUUGGAUGUAAACAGAUGUGCAGCUAAGCGACCGGAGCCGCUGUCAGAGCAGAUGUUGUAUUAUAUCAUGUGAGAUCUAACGUUAGUCUGCUGCCGGAGGAAGGACCGCUUAUAACGAUGCUAACGACUUUAACAGACAUAAUAACCGUCAUGUUAAUGAACAUUAGCUCCGUAACUAAGCAGCAGUGAUCCUAACCGUGUGUCUCCAUCCCAUAAUAUACCCCCGUCUGUGACCCAUAGCAACACACAGGAUGCCUAAUGCCAGUGCGAGGCCAAAGCAUGGCAGGAGGACCCGAAGGCGACGCAGAGAGGACCCGGCCCGGAACGAGCUGGUCUCCAGUUCCCUAGAAAGUGCCCAGCAGUGUUUGUUCAACCAAGAUUAUGGAACUGCGUUUGUGCACUACCUUCUGGUCCUCAACCUUGCACCUAUGUUUAAGGACUUUGCCCGGGAGUCCUUCAGGUUCACUCUGUUCAAAUGGACAGCAGAGCUGGACUCUGUGGGACGCAUUCAGGACCUCUUUGACUGUUACGAACAAGCGCUGGAACUGUUUCCUGCUGAUGAGGUCAUCCUGAACAGCAUGGGUGAACACCUGUUCAGAAUGGGCUUCAGAGACGAAGCCGCAGGUCAUUUCCAUAAAGCCUUGAAGCUGAGACCAGACUAUCCAGAAGCCAGGGAGAACUUCUACCGUGUGGCCAACUGGCUGGUGGAGCGCUGGCAUUUCUUGAUGCUCAACGACCACGGAAGGAACCGGAAGUACCAGCAAGCCAUCCAGAAGGCCGUUCAUGGCGGCUGCAACACUGUACUUGACAUAGGUACUGGCACUGGGAUCCUUGGUAUGUGUGCGAAGAAGGCGGGGGCUGCUGAGGUGUACGCCUGUGAACUGUCCAAGACGAUGUAUGAGUUGGCCUGCGAGGUGUUGGCCGCUAACGGGAUGGACAGCAGCAUCAAGAUCCUCCAUAUGAAGUCUCUGGAGAUGGAAGUGCCAAAGGACAUCCCACACAGGGUUUCCUUGGUGGUGACAGAGACGGUAGAUGCAGGAUUGUUUGGAGAAGGCAUCAUAGAGAGUCUCAUUCAUGCCUGGCACCACCUCCUGCUACCUCCACAGAGAGGUGACAAUGAACUCCAGGAACAGUCUGCGACAGGACGGGUCAUCCCCGCUGGAGCCACUGUGUUUGGUAUGGCUCUGGAGAGCCUCGAGAUCCGCAGGCAUCACAGGCUGUGUGUGUCAGAGGUGGGCAGUCUGUCCAUCGCUGCAGCCGGGGAGCUGCGUAGCCCGGUGAGCUGCAGCCCUGAGCCGGACGACUCCAUGGAGCCGUACACCACAGAGAGACUCAGCAGACUGCCGGGGGGAUAUAAACCUCUAACAGAGCCAUUCACAGCCCUCAACAUAGAUUUCAACAAUGUGCAGGAGCUGGAGGGGUUGAGCUCCAGGGAGGUCCAGCAGAUCCGCCUGCCGGUCACUCAGGAGGGGGAGCUGGACGCUCUGGCUGUGUGGUUCCAGCUCCACCUGGACGAGGAGAGCAGUCUGUCUACUGGACCCCAGGAGGAUACCUGCUGGGAGCAGGCCAUCUACCCCGUCCACACCACCACCAAGGGUUUUGUCCUGAAACCUAAAGACGAGCUGAUUGUUGAGAUCUCCUGCAGAGACGCCUUCCUGAGGCUCUGCAGCGUUGCUGUGCUGAGAGAUGGGCGUGAAAUCAAUCUGGACAAGCGUCUGGACACGCAGGACCCCGUUUUAAAUCAGAACCCGGAGGCAGAGCUGUGCAGUGCACUAGCAUGUCUUCAGACUGACCAGAGUCAAACUAAAGACUUCUGCAUGCUGGAGUGUGCAGAGAUGGCGCUCCUGAACAACAAGGAUUACCAUCAGAGUUUUUCCAGCGCGCUGGCCAAACUCAUCUCCCAGCUGAAGGUGAAAUGCCAAAACAAAGAGCGAGGAUCAGCUGUUCAGUCGGACCUCGCUGACUCAGCAGACGGUAGCGACCUGCUCUAUGUCCUCGACGUGUCAGAGGGCUUCUCUCUGCUCUCCCUCAUCGCUGCCAGUCACGGUCAUGUCAAAGCGUACAGCUCUGUGGAAAAGAACAAGCAACAGGAAGUCCUGAAGAGACUGUGCCGCUCCAAUAACGUCCCAGAGAAGCACCUGGAGUUCUGGCUGAACCACAUGGAGGAUGAGCAGGGGAUGCUGAAGAGGCCGUCCAGAGAGAAGCUGUGGACGGCCAUCAUGCUGGACUGUGUGGAGACGUGUGGUCUCAUCAGACAGAAGCUGAUGGAGAAAGCUUCCCUGGCCAGGUGUUUGCUGGAAGAUGGAGGACAAAUUUUCCCAGCAAAGAUCGUGGUGCACGGCAAACUGGUGGAGUCGGACACGUUGCUGCUAGAAAGUGCUGUCCAGGGUCAGGAGCCCACACUGGGAUUCAACAUCGCUCCCUUCAUCAACCAGUUCACUGUGCCAGUCCAUGUGUUUCUGGACUUUUCCACGCUGGAGUGCAGGCAUCUCAGUGAGUCUGUGGAGCUUUUUGUUCUCGACCUCAUGGAUUCCACCGCAAACUACACCAACAGAGAAGUAAAGGUCCAGGCUACGUCUGCAGGCAGAAUAACUGCAGUUCCCUUCUGGUACCACAUCUACCUGGACCAGGAGAUCAGCGUCAGCACCCUCAGCCACAACUCUCACUGGAAGCAGGCGGCCGUUGUGCUGCAGCAGCCCGUGGAGGUGAAAGCCGGAGACUGGGUCCGCCUCGCUGUGAAGCUUCACAAGAGCGCCAUCUCCAUAUCAGCCCAUAUAGAGAAUACCCCGGGGUCAAUGGAACAAUAAUCUACUAGUUACAUUUCUAUAGAUUUAAUGCCUCAUUGACACAUAGGAAAUGCAUUAAAUAUGAUGCAUUCCUUUUUCUGGUAGCAUUUUCAAAAAAUUACUUUCUCCAGUGUAAUUUUUCAUAAAUGUAAUAACAGUUUUCAAAGUUUACCUAGACACACAUGGGAUCUCUGUUUUGAGAUUAAGUAGAAGCCUGCAUGAAACCACACCUUUAUAAGCAUCAGUGGGAAGCUGCUGAGGCAUCGCGAUCAUGAAGAGUUUGUAACAAUGAACCUUCGAGUCAUGUUUUUAUUUGUAAAUUGUGCUAUAAGAUCAUAGGACAUUUAUAAUUUGUACCCUUGAUUAUGGGCGCAGUUGUUUUUGUAAAGAUGUUUGUUGGUAUCAAUUAAAAAUAACUUCAACAAUAAAUGUGACAUUUUUCUCAAUAAAUGCAAGAAAAUAAUAUUCAGAAAAUGUAGUUAAUCUGAUUUAUUGAGAUCGAAAGUGAUGGAAUAAAAUUAAAAUGUGAAACCCUUUACAUCAGAUCUGAUGUAAUACUGUCAGUUUUAUUAAAAAAAAAAAAAAAAAAAUCAUGUAAGGCAAUGCAACAUAUGAUGCAGAUUAUACUGUUGAUUUGAUACAUUUAUGAUUUUUUUUCUGACA